Messenger RNA from Paralichthys olivaceus (Japanese flounder), 2305 nucleotides. RefSeq names its product solute carrier family 3 member 2a (gene slc3a2a). Gene Ontology annotation, cellular component: basolateral plasma membrane; apical plasma membrane. The record is from RefSeq and is a predicted model, not a curated record. Gene Ontology annotation, molecular function: L-leucine transmembrane transporter activity; aromatic amino acid transmembrane transporter activity; L-alanine transmembrane transporter activity. Gene Ontology annotation, biological process: carbohydrate metabolic process; phenylalanine transport; L-leucine import across plasma membrane. NCBI's taxonomy places the organism in Eukaryota, Metazoa, Chordata, Actinopteri, Pleuronectiformes, Paralichthyidae.
GGCUCCUCCCGUUGUAGGCGGGGCCUCAAUGCGAAUACAAAUACUAAGCGGAUCCACCCAAGCGACAGGAUUAUCCGAGAAUUGUGCGACUCGAGGAGACAAACAGAGAAGUGGACGGAAUAUACUUUGGUUUUUUGAACAGAACCAGACUCAACCAUGAGUAAAGACACAGAGAUCGACAUGAAAGAAGUGGAGCUCAAUGAGCUGGAUCCUGAGAAGCAGCCAAUGACUGGUGAUGGCCAGGCACCGGCCGGGGAGAAAAAUGGCAGCGUCAAGCUGAAGGUCCCCGAUGAAGAGGUGACAUUCACCGGCCUGUCCAAAGAGGAGCUGAUGAAAGUUGCUGGCACUCCAGGAUGGGUGCGAACCCGCUGGGUGCUUCUCAUCCUGUUUUGGCUGGGCUGGAUAGGCAUGUUGGCCGGAGCGGUCGCGAUCAUCGUCCAGGCCCCUCGCUGCAAACCCAUCCCUGAGAUGAACUGGUGGAACGAAGGACCCCUGUACCAGAUCCCUGACGUCGUAGCUUUCGCUAAUGGAAUGGAAGGUGUAGAGACCAAGUUGGAUGCUAUGAACCAGCUGAAGGUGAAAGGCCUUGUUCUGGGCCCUCUUCACUCCGUCCAGGCCGACCAGCCAAACACCCUGGAUUUUAAAGCAGUUCAUCCAGACCAGGGAACAGAGAAAGAACUGGUUGCUGUGCUGGAAAAGGCCAACAAGAAGGGCAUUUCUGUGGUGCUUGACCUGACUCCAAACUACUCAGGAGCAGCUUCCUGGUUUAGCCCUGCAGAUGUUAGUGAUGUGAUGGAGAAACUUAAGGCUGCGGCAGAAUAUUGGCUGGAUUUGGGUGUCGCUGGCAUAAAGGUAUCGGACUUGGAAGUUGCCACCAGCUCUCUUGAAUGGUCAAACCUGCAAGCUGUUGUCCUGGGCAACCAUACCGAGGACACCAAGAAGAGGGCCUUGAUGGGUGUAGUCAAAGGCUUUUCUGCUCCAGAGUUGUCCCAGCUUGUCAAUACCUCCGGUGUGAAUCUCGUCCUGUCCGACCUGCUCAGCAGCAACACUGGAGGUGUGGAGCGCAUCAAGGCCAUGAAUACCCUUAAUUCCGACCAGAGAAGUCUGGCCUGGGGUCUGGGUGCUGCCCAGAGGGACCAGCUGUCCACACUGGCAAAAACUCCGUCCCUGAUCCGUCUCUACCAGCUUCUGUUGUUCACCAUGCCUGGAACCCCUGUGUUUACAUAUGGAGACGAGAUUGGCCUUAAAGCAGUAGAGAUGGUUUGGGACAGCGAGAAAGAACCUGCAGAAGGAGCAGUAGUUGAUGAGGCAGCUGAGGCUGAGAGGAAGGAACAAGUUGCUAUAAGGGAGUGGUUCAAAUCCCUCAGCGACCUGCGGGGCAAAAAGCGCUCUCUCCUCCACGGCCACUACUAUCCUCUCUACUCCUCUGCCACCUCACUCGCUUUCCUUCGUCUGUGGGACCAGAGCGAGAGAUACAUAACGGCUGUCAACUGGGGAGAGGCACCAGAGACACUAAAGCUCUCGCUGACACCUACAGAGGGAGUAGAGCUGCCAGAGACGGCCACGGUGAUAAGCAGCUCCUCAACAUCAGCAGACCUUGCAGAAGAAUCCACAGUCAGCCUUGACAAUAUCACUCUAGGACCAGGAGAAGCUGUCCUGCUGCAGUUCUUCUACUCAGGCUAGAGAUGGCGCUAAACUACAGGAAGGCUGCGCACAGAUUAGUGUGAUUAAAAGAAAGAUAAGACGGCCCUAGUCGUAAGGAAUACAUUGGCAUAUUCAAAAGUAUUUUAUUUAGAACUAAGUUAAAUUUUGGUCAAAGAAAAACUGCCAUAGAAAUGCAGAAUAUUGGUCAGUAAAAACUCUUGGAUUUAUUUGCUCGGUUUUGUUUUUUUUACAAAGUUUUGUCCUUUUUUGGUUUAUUUUCUUGUUUUUAGUUCUAAGAAAAGAUGCAACCAUCAUCUAUUGAGCAUUUUGUUCAUUUUUGAUCUUUAAUUGUUGACUAUCUGUACAUUGUGCAGAUGGGUGAAAUACAUUCCAUUUUUGUUCUUUGGGCAUUUAAACAGUUUGUUUUGUUAUUUUUACUUAUUCAUUUUAAAAAAUUAAGUUUUUAUGACAGUUUUACUAUCGUAAAGUUUUGUUUUUAUUAACUGGGAAGGCACUAAGGAAAAAACAAGUUAGAAAUUUGAACAAGUGCGGUGCCUGCGUUUAUAGUAUUUGAAAGGUUGCAAGAAAGCAAAACUGUUGCAGAUUCUUCAAGUCUGUCAAGUGAACUCAAUUGGAAAUGAAUAAACCGUUCUGUACCGAC